Messenger RNA from Exophiala bonariae, 636 nucleotides. RefSeq lists its product as uncharacterized. Bases 1 to 636 code for a protein of 211 amino acids. The transcript is spliced from 2 exons. Lineage: Eukaryota; Fungi; Ascomycota; Eurotiomycetes; Chaetothyriales; Herpotrichiellaceae. The record is from RefSeq and is a predicted model, not a curated record. Gene Ontology annotation, cellular component: membrane.
AUGACGCAUCUUGAACGAAACCAGUUCGGUUUUCAUAUACUCGACUUGAUCAGGUCAUCACGGGAAACCUCCGACGAUCCAGCGAGCGUCUCACCUUUCUUGAUAUCCGCUGCCCAGGAUCAAGAGCACGUACUAUCAGGCGCAGGACUGCACGAUACUCUACUCGGCUUCAUGGACGAAGAAGCACAGAACCCCCUGUAUCCUUCGGCAGCGAUUGCAAUUGGAGUGUUCAAUACUGUGUUCAACACUGUCAACUCGUUGGUCUUUACACUUGCCUCACACAAUCCCUCUUGUUCGCAUUACGAUAUCCACUUUGGAACCGCUUGGUAUCUGGUGGGCAUCAUCACUGAAACCGUUGGCGAGAUUCAACGCAAAGGAUUCAAGGAAAAACCAGACAAUAAAGGGAAGAUCUGCAAGAGCGGCUUGUAUUCUGUCGUCCGCAACGUUUCAUACUUCGGCUACACUCUCUGGCGCACGGGUUAUGCUCUCGGUGCAGGUGGCGCGUCAUUUUUCAUCUAUGAUUUUGCGACAAGAGCCAUUCCGGUCAUGGAUAGCUACAUGACACAAAAGCACGGCAAGCAAUGGGCUCAGACCAAACAGGAGGUGCCAUAUGCGUUGAUACCAGGAAUUUGGUAA